Messenger RNA from Coregonus sp. 'balchen', 1993 nucleotides. The record is from the annotation of a GenBank genome assembly. NCBI's taxonomy places the organism in Eukaryota, Metazoa, Chordata, Actinopteri, Salmoniformes, Salmonidae.
AUGCCUGCCUCAUAUGUAAGGCCCUCUUUGAGUUGUUGCUGGUGCCGCUUUUUCUUUCUUGACUGUGUCAUGGGACCUUGCCCUGUCUAGGGUGCUGUCUUUUGGAUGGGACGUUAAACGGGGUCACUAAAGAUCCCAUGGCAUUUAUCGUAAGAGUAGGGGUGUUAAUCCCGGUGUCCUGGCAAAAUUCCCAUACCAUCAAGGUCACAUAAUCAAUCCCAGCUUCCAAUUGGUUCAUUCAUCCCCCCUUCUCUCCCCUUUAACUAUUCCCCAGGUCGUUGCUGUAAAUGAGAAUGUGUUCUCAGUCAACUUAACUGGUAAAAAAGUAAUCAAAUAUAAAUGGGUCAAGUCCACUUAUAAGUCAAGCAUUGUAAACUGAAACAAAAAAAUACACAAUGAACUUCGAUUCACUUCCUGACUCAACAUGGAGUUGACCCCAACAUUAACGACUACACACAGAAAAUAGACUGGCUGUGUUUUAUGGAAACAUCUCAAGAUAAAGCUACGAUUCAUUCCGAUUCUCAUUUCAUAAGUAACAACUGUGGUCGUUUGAACCUAGUGGACUCUCUCUCUCUCUCUUUCCCCCCCAUUUGAUUGCGUCAGCUACUCCACCAACCAGAGCCAGUGCUCAUAAAGCAUCUCAGAGUAGGAGUACUGAUCUACAGUAGGCCUAGGAUCAGUUUUGCCUUAAAUGUCAUAAUGAGUAAGAUUACAUGACCUGAUCCUAGAUCCGCGCUCCUGCUGCUUAUUUAAUAGAGACAUUGCACAAUAAACAACAACUCAGUCAAUAUAGAUGUGUGCAGACAUCGGAGAAGCAGAGAAAGGAAUAGUAUAGGAGGAGAGAAGAGGAGGGAGGACAAAAAUAAAGUAUGUGAUGGGCACGAAGCAGAUGUGUUGUUCUGUAGGGGUCAUCAACAUGAGUCAUUCAUCUUGGAGGGAGGGAGGGGGAGAGAGAGAGAGAGCUCCAAAAAGACAGGAAGAGCAGUAAUAACGAGCUGACCACACUAAGAGAGGAGCUGCAGGAGGGAAAGAGAACAGAGGACAGGCUGCAGGAGCAGUUAGAGCCCCUCUCUGUGACCUGCCCUCACACAGCAGAGGAGCCCACCCCAACCAGCCAGGCCUGCUGCACGCCUCCCUCCAGCUCACAGAACAGCCUCCCACUGACAGCCACAAGCCCUGACUCUACCCCCUCCAGUGGAGAAGACACACUGGCUGACAUCGUCCUGUUGAUGGACUCAAAUGGGAAGUUUGUUCAGGAGAAUAAACUUUUCCCUCGACACAAAACGAGAAAGGUGUGGUGCCCAACAAUGCAGAGUGCCAUGGAGCUGCUUGAUAAGGCCCAGCUCGGUCGCCAAGCCACAUAAUCAUACACACCUGGCCCACCAUCCUACCCUCCCUCUGGACUGUCUCUAUGACCAUGUUCACCUGUACAGGGAGACAGUCCCCAUCCUUGCCAAUACUCUCAAGGACGUCGCUUUAAACCGCAGCCCGAACUCACCACCCAGGAACAGCGGCGCAAUCUCCACCCCCCCGAGAUCACCGAGACAAAACCCCGGAAGAGCACCCUGGACCACCCAACCACGGCCACAGCACCACCAACCUCAACGCCCACCACAGCCAGUGCAACAAUGACACCCCAGCCCAGCUUCAGACCCACCCAGAUGAGGCGUACUGUACCAUCCCCCUCCCCCAGCCCAGCUUCAGACCCACCCAGAUGAGGCGUACUGUACCAUCCCCCUCCCCCAGCCCAGCUUCAGACCCACCCAGAUGAGGCGUACUGUACCAUCCCCCUCCCCCAGCCCAGCUUCAGACCCGCCCAGACGAGGCCUACUGUACCAUCCCCCUCCCCCAGCCCAGCUUCAGACCCGCCCAGACGAGCCCUACUGUACCAUCCCCCUCCCCUCCACCUGGAGGAUCCACAUCCCGGCAGACAGAGCUAAGCACAGGCUGUGAGAGGAGCAACUGGCCCAGCCCCCAUCAACGAAAUGAGUGA